Messenger RNA from Colletotrichum gloeosporioides, 381 nucleotides. RefSeq lists its product as uncharacterized. NCBI's taxonomy places the organism in Eukaryota, Fungi, Ascomycota, Sordariomycetes, Glomerellales, Glomerellaceae. The transcript is spliced from 2 exons. The record is from RefSeq and is a predicted model, not a curated record. The annotation marks the transcript as partial.
UCAUAUCGGCUUAAGCAUUGGAAUUCUGGACACCCUCACUCUCAGAUCUACUCCAAUGAUGCGUCAAUCUGGACGCUGAAGCAUCUUCAAUUGACUCUCGGGCACCGCUGUCUAAAGCGCUUUCGCCUAUUGAACAUCUCAGGAACCGACCCGUUGGUCUCUUUCUUCGUCCUCAAAGAUCUUGCCAAAUCAAACAACAAUAAUAGCACUGCUUUAGCGAUCUUCCAGCUCGGACAAAAUCCCAAAGAGACGCAUAGGCACAAGAUGGAGGUCCGCAAACUCCUUGUUCGCCCGGCUCAGAGAGGUGGCGGUCUUGACCGGCAGCUCAUGAAUUUUGGCGAAAUGUUCGCCCGCAAUGGCCUCGGCAAGACAUUGACUUGA